Xiphias gladius (swordfish) is the source of this 622-nucleotide messenger RNA. It is a transcript of the gene nms, whose product is annotated as neuromedin S. The record is from RefSeq and is a predicted model, not a curated record. The coding region runs from base 57 to 518 and encodes 153 amino acids. NCBI's taxonomy places the organism in Eukaryota, Metazoa, Chordata, Actinopteri, Istiophoriformes, Xiphiidae. The transcript is spliced from 7 exons.
GUUAGUGUCUUCGGGGACACGGUGGCUCGCGUCGUGGUUUGUCGCUCGCCUCCUCGAUGCGCCAGACGGAACCGUCCAACCUGAGGUUUCCAACACUUCCCUACUGGGAAAUGAGCCGGAGAUCAAUUUCGCAGCAGCUGCCCGACAACUGCAGACUUGACGGAUCAUUUGUAGAGGAAGGUGAUAGUCAAAUGAAUCCCACCAUACUUGCCAUACGCCGCUAUGAUUUCAAGUGUGAUUGCAAAGUAGGAGAUGCCGGUCUUUACGAUCAGUGGGAAGAUGGCAGAGCACUAAGAAAGGUGCGCGGCAUCCAAACUGAGGAUUUGAGCGACGUCCUGUGGAGAGACCCGAGUGAGGAACAAGUCCAGAAUGUUUUCAAAAGGUUUCUGUUUCAUUACUCCAAAGCACGUAACUCUGUCGGAGCUGUACAGCAAGAGUCUCACUCAGUUCACCCUCUGAUGCGACUUUCGCCCAAGCUUUCCCAGAGGAGAAAGAAGGUGCUACUUCUGAAGAUUUGAGGGCUGCCAGAGGGGAUGUUGUAAAAGAAGAAUCUAAAAAAAAAACAAAACAAAGGAAAUCGGAUCUAAUGGAAGAAGAGCAGCAGGCAGCUUCUCCUCUGGAC